AUGGCGCCUAAGCGCACUUACAACCGACACAAUAUGUCAAUCGUAAAACCCGACACUGACGCACUUAUUCCCUCCGACCCUGACAAUAGCUGCUACGAGGCCAAUAAACGCCGAAAGCCGACACCGCCCUCACCAGCCAACACCAUGCACCACUCGGAUGUGAUGAGCAGCGGCGGUCGCCCGAAGAGUGUCAACUUCAAGAAUGCGCCCAGCAAGCCGAACCAUAGCAACACCAAGAGCUUCAGUGGCCCGACCAGCUUGUCGAACGGCGAAAUGGAUCCGUUCGAGUCCGUCAUCAAGCUAGCCCAGGAGACAAAAGCACCACAGAAGCAACGGAGCAUGUCCCUCUAUCGAGGCGGGCACAAAGCAAUCAACUCUAUCUCUGCACAACUGAAGAGCCGGAGGCGCGAGGGAAAAAAGGGUGAUGUAGCUCACAUUUUGAUUAGCGACGAUUCAUCCAGCGAAGGUGGCAUUCAGCUUUCUGAGAGCAUUGAGUUGAGCCCGGAUGACAUGGACACCACUAGGAUGGAUAGCUCAAGCGCCAUGAAAGCUACCAUGCGCGGAGGUAGCGAGUCCGCAGCCGAAGCUUCUGCUCGUAUUUUCGGUGGACGCGAGUACACUGCGCCCCAGACUGCUCCACCGCGACGAACAUUCUGUGGCGCUAGGAUCAAAGGGAAUUCAGUGCAGGCGCAAGCAUGGUCAGCAAACCAGUCCAGCUCGCCGCUCUUGCGUCUACCCGCAAGCGUCCGUCGUAGCGUUUUCGAGUACGCGCUCGGCGGCAACUCAAUCGAGUUCGGCUUCGUCACCUUCCUCGUUGAUAAAACAGCCGAUGGCACGAAGAAGUACACUCCCUACUUCCAAUACACCAGCAACGUCUACCCUGCCCGCCCCUGCGAAGUCCAGCGCAAUCCCUUCCACGGAACCCCGAUUCGCCUUCACAGCAAUCCCGAUACCACGGGUAUGACGCUGCUGAACGGCGUAUGUCGUCAGCUCUACCUCGAGACUUACAAGCUCCCCUACGCUCUCAACGACUUCUACUUCAACUCUGGAAACGCACUAUUUAACUUCAUCGUGAAUGACGACCGUCUCCAGCCCCAGCAGCUCAAGUCUAUCAAGUCGAUCGUGGUCCUUCAUAAGCUGCCAGUGCCAUCCGUGCUCGAAAAGCUGCCUAAUCUGCAGCAGGUCCGCUUGAUGGCCCCCAAUCUAGCGAUAGACAUCGGCUUCUACAAGGUCGUGCGGGACGGCAAAAUGCCGGAGCUGGUCAAGUUCAUCCCGACGUCUAAGAAUGCGACGGGCAAGUUAAACAGGCCCGGGAUGCGUGGCGGCGGCGGAGACGACAAGAAGUCUGACCCAAAGAAGGCAUAUCUUGGUGCGUACGGUGGUAAAUAUGGUGGGUCUCGGUCUGAACGUGGAUAUGGCCGUGACGACACGAGCUGGGGAUACGACAGUGGCAAAUACAAGAACAAAUGGAGCUGGGGUCAUCCGUGA
Molecule: messenger RNA, 1488 nt
Organism: Paraphaeosphaeria sporulosa
Lineage: Eukaryota; Fungi; Ascomycota; Dothideomycetes; Pleosporales; Didymosphaeriaceae
Exons: 3
Coding region: 1-1488 (495 amino acids)
Source: RefSeq, a predicted model, not a curated record